Messenger RNA from Trypanosoma conorhini, 903 nucleotides. Its product is annotated as endonuclease/reverse transcriptase. The record is from RefSeq and is a predicted model, not a curated record. Lineage: Eukaryota; Euglenozoa; Kinetoplastea; Trypanosomatida; Trypanosomatidae. Bases 1 to 903 code for a protein of 300 amino acids. The transcript has a single exon.
AUGCCUUGUCGGGUGCUCCGUCGGGACAGCAGCCGACAUUGGGCCCGCACAGCGUUCCGGCGGUCACGACAUGGGAAGGUGCGCCUGGCCUUGCGCCGCCUCCGGCCGCAAUCGGCGCCUGAUAAUGACGGCAUUUCUCCCCGCCUCCUCCAAAGGACGAGUGAGGUCCUUGCGCCGCGGCUGGCGAAGGCCUACACGGCCAUCCUCCGGGAUCCCGCCUCCACCCCGGUGUCGUGGAAGCGCUGCACCUUCAUUCCGCUUCUCAAGCCUGGGAAAGCGCCGGAGUUGGCGACGAGUUACCGCCCGGUCUGCAUCACCUCCCUGCUCUCCCGGGUCUGUGAACGCGUGGUCCUUGACCGUGUUCUCAUGGCCACGCACGGCCAACUGGAUGGCGCCCAGUAUGGCUUUACUCCGUCCCGCACGACGAUGGACGCCCUCAUGCGGAUCCUGGCCCCGGUGCGUCAUGGUUUGGACACCAGCGCCACUCGGCGUAACGUCACCACCUCGGGGCCCCCGAGCGCGAGCCGUCGGGUACGCCAGGGGAGCAUACUGGGUCUCCUGGUAUUCUCGGAUGCCUUCUGCAAGGCCUCCCACGGCCACAUCAUGGACCGGCUGCGAGCUCUGGGCGUCCCGACGUAUCUGCAGCGGUUCAUCCUUGCAUGGCUGACUGACAGGCGCGGGCGCACCUUUUUCUCUGGGACGCUACUCGGCCCGGGCGCCGCUGCCGUGUGGCGUGCCCCAAGGCUCCGUACUGGGACCGUGGCUGUUUGCGGCCUUUCUCGAUGGCCUCCUGUGCAGCUUUCAUCAACAGCACAUCUCGAGGGCAACAAUUGCCGCUCCGGUCCGGCACCUUCCGGCGACGUAUCACACUAUCACGGCGGAUAUUGUGGCCUACGCGGAUGA